CUUGGUCAUUGCCUCUUACUCAACUUCCUCGUUUACACGAAAAAGACAUGCAUAGUUUAGGACAGAGCAAUUAAUUUCUCUCGGUUUUAUUGAUUUAAAUAAAUUAAUUGAUCUGAAUAAAUAAAUCUCGAACGAUAGAUAUUAGGAGAAGGAGAUAAUUUAUUUUUAACAAUAAAAACAAAUUUUAUUGGACGGAAGAUCCUGUAAGCAACCAAGGUGGUUGUAUAUUUGGCAUAAUUUAUUGUAAAAAUAUAGAAGACAAACUUCUUUGUGAGCAAAGCACAAACUAAGCAAAUGACAAUCACAAUGCCUUUUAGGCUCGAAUGAAAGGAUAAAACAACAAAGCCCUGAUGAAAAACAAUCUUCGACAAUAUCAACCCCUUCCAUCAAGAGGCCAAAUCUUUUGUAUAAAUUGCUACCCCUUUAUUAUUUUCUCACCAUCCAAACAUCAACAGGCAAAGAAAGAGAAGAAACAUGUCUAAGGGAGAGGAUGUGGUUCUUUUGGAUUUCUGGGCCAGCCCUUUCUGUAUGAGGGUUAAAAUAGCUUUGGCUGAAAAAGGGGUGAGCUAUGAAGCAAGAGAAGAGGACUUGAUUGGUGGGAAGAGUGAGCUGCUGCUAAAAUCAAACCCAAUUUAUCAGAAGGUGCCUGUGUUUCUGCACAAUGAAAUGCCCCUAUGUGAAUCUACUGUAAUAGUGAGCUAUAUUGAUGAGACAUGGGCUUCACCGCCAUUGCUUCCGCCGUGUCCCUAUGGACGAGCUCAAGCUCGCUUCUGGGCUGAUUACGUUGACAAAAAGCUGUUUGAUGCAGUUCGAGAUGUAGUGCUGAGCAAAGGAGAGGCCACAGAGGCAGCCAAGAAGGAGUUGAUAGAGAUUCUAAAAGUGCUUGAAGGAGCACUUGGGGAGAAAGAUUUCUUUGUAGGAAAAGCUUUUGGGUUUGUUGACAUUUUAGCAAUCGCUGUAAGCAGUUGGUUUUUAGCUGCUGAGAAAUUGGGAAACUUCCAGGUUGAAGCUGAGUUCCCAAAGAUUUCAGGGUGGAUAAAGAGAUGCAUGCAGAAAGAAAGUGUUGCCAAAAUCAUUCCCGACCCUGAAAAGAUCUUGGAGUUUGCUCUCAUGAUGAGGAAGAUGCAUGGAAUUGACCACUAAUGAAUCAAUUAUUAUUGUCCCAAGUUUCUUCACUUGCUGAUCAAGGAGAUUCCAUGUCCUUUUCUUUUCUUUUCUUUAUCUUAAAAGAUGGAUAAACAUGAAGGAAAAUUGUCAUUGUCUUAUGACUUCCCAUAGUCUUUCUUGUUCUGAAUAAAAAAGGGAUUUAAUUUCCAA
Manihot esculenta (cassava) is the source of this 1317-nucleotide messenger RNA. Its product is annotated as probable glutathione S-transferase. The record is from RefSeq and is a predicted model, not a curated record. Gene Ontology annotation, cellular component: cytoplasm. Lineage: Eukaryota; Viridiplantae; Streptophyta; Magnoliopsida; Malpighiales; Euphorbiaceae. The transcript is spliced from 2 exons. Gene Ontology annotation, biological process: glutathione metabolic process. Bases 475 to 1143 code for a protein of 222 amino acids. Gene Ontology annotation, molecular function: glutathione transferase activity.